AAUCAGCAUUUACAAUGUAAAUAUUAGACUGUUAGUAUUAUUAUUAUUACCAUGAAUGCUACCUUUAUUGGGAUUAACAAAACAUACCUGUCAAACCUGUUUUUGUUUUUUUAAACUUUGAAAUACAAAAUAUUUACUUUAAAUACCAAAUAUUUACUCUUAGUUAAUAUAACCUGAUUUGAUAUACAUUUCUUUUAUUAGCUCUUCACUGUAACAUUUGCAAGUAUUUUUUGCUACUUGGCAAAACUGGAGUGCAGUUUAACGGGAUAUUAACAAGUCAACGGUAUUUAAAUGUGUUGAACGGCUGAAAGCUUUCGUGUCCCUGGAAAGCAUUUAGUUGAUAAAACAAGCUGUUUUUUGACCAUUUCAACAUAUAAAUAUAUUAAUCCGUACCGUUCAGGGCUCAACGAUAAGGACUUUACGAUUGCCUGGGGAAACUAAAACACCACGUUGGCCGAGAAAAUCUAUCGACACAAUUGCUCCAUCGGGCGAGUGGUAAAGAAGAAGAAUGAAAUGUUUUUUUUCCAGAUCUGAUGCUAGAAGUUGCCACGGAGUGAGCCGUCUUGCUUCCUUCUGUUGAGUUUCACAUGUGCAAUUCCAAUCAGGCAGUGAAGAGAAAAUGGCUGCUGGUAAAGACAGUUGAUGAGCUGAAGUGCAGGCAAGCAGGAUGUUUGUUGGUGGCCUUAAAGGAUGUGGGUAAAACUUCAGAUUGCUUACUAAAGGAUUAAACAUGACCAAUCACGUUAGUCGUUUUAUCAUAACUGUUAAUACUUAUAUUUUUUAAAGGGGCAAUUCAAAAUUUACUUUGCAAGUAGAUUUCUGACCUUGUAGCAAGUAAACCAUUUUUUUAAAAGUAAAACUCCAUGUGUAGUUAACUAGGGAAAAUAGGAGUAUGUUUGCCCUUUUCAUGUCAAAGAAUUCACCAUUUGACAGCUUGUUUGUUAAUGAAUUAUGUGAUUUAUUUCUCAAUUUAAUUAAGGUGUCUGCCUAACACAUAAAAUGACAUCUUUAGCUUGAUGAAAGUAGGAAAUUAAUCUUUGACAUCAAAAAGUAUUUUGUUCUUAACCUUGUAAUCAAUCCAGCGAUGUCAGCAUCUACCUUGUUAUUUCACAGAGGCGUUACUUUAAGCACAGUAUUGUCACGUGUGUGUUGGGCUCUUCCUGGUGAACAAAUUGAGACGGUCACCAAGUUGCAGUUCAAAUAGUUGUCGUUGCCACGCAGAAGUCGGAAGCUGUAUUUGUUGUUUGAGCUCCUUGAAACUAUUUACAACAGAGUUGAUCAAGUUGAUCUGACUGCACCACGCGUAUCGAUCUGAUGAUGCCAUGACCGAGAUGAAAAUGGACCAUUUCGUUGCGACACCUCCAACAGAUGACCUCUGGCGGCCUCUUUUACACACUUAUUGUCAAAUGCUCCUAAUCCUGCGCCAAAGAGGAGAAAAAAUGACGACUGAACUAUGACUUUAUAGACUGAACUUAAUGCAUGUUUCUGCUGUGAAAUGUAAAUUAUUGGCUGUAGAGGUCCAGACCCCGUUGCAAUGAGAAUGACAUGUUUUUUUUCUUCUUUUCUUCAUAAUUGUUCGUAAAGAUCGUGUUAUUUCAAUAACCGGUGUGGUGGGACACGAGCAGUGGGUGGGAUAUCGCUGUGGAGUGGGUGGGUAGUUCCACAGAUAUGCAAGAAAGAAAGCCCACUUUACGAGCUUUACGCACGGGGCGGGCCUUUCAUUCAUGCGAGUUGGGGGUGUAGGCCACUCAGUCAAAGACAAUCAAAGAUGUUUGAGUUUCCAUGCGCAGUGACCAGGGAGGUAAAGCGCACAGCCGUUUUACCCCUCCUCCAGUUCUAGCUCCGAUCUCUCCGGCCUCCGAACAACACUGGCUUUUAAAUCACAUUUGAUUAGAGGAAUCUGUUUUUUCCGAUUAAAAAAGGAAAGUGGUCAUGCGAUGCGAUUUAUUUCUGCCGGAGGGAAGAAGGAAAAACUAGAUACGACCUGUUGGCGAUGAUGGAUUACUCAAAGGCGCAAAUGUCAAACUUAUCCGAGGAGGGCAGUUCAGCUGGGUGUCCACAGUCCAGUAAUGCCGGAGUGAAGCUGGAGGCGGUAAUGAAGCAGCUGCAGAGACAACAUGGGGCCAAACUGGAGAUGAACCUGCAAGAGAAACAUCUUCACGCCCAGGUCCUGUUUGCUCAACGCGCUGCUGCAGCCAGAGCAUCUGGCUCCAAACUAGAAUCCACAUUAUAUGGCAAAGCAGAUGGACUGACUUAUCAAGCAUCUCAACACACUUUGAACAGCCAUCUCAGCAGAAUAGAUCCAGAUGAGGAAGAUGAAGACUAUGAUGAGGAGGAGCAGGAAAUGGUGGAGCCUGAAGAGAACGACGAGGUGGAGGAAAACGAUGAGGAGGAGGAGGAGGAGGCCGUGGGGGACGGGCCUCAUCAGCAAGUGAAGAAGCCUGGACUCCAGCCGGUUGUAGGCUUCCCUUUCGCUUCGUACUCCCCACCUCACUCAUCUUCUGUGAAGCAAAUGUCAGAAUCUCCGCCUUUAGCAAUAAAACAGGAGCGGGAGGAGAAAGAGCUUCUGUCUCCUGCAGGCCAACACAACUUCACGUCACCCAAUGGCUUCGCUGACUGGGGAUAUGAUGAGCCACUGAAACAAAGAGGAAAUGCCAUCUGGGCUGAGGAAAAUGACGGAGGAAAAAUGAAAGGAGAGCCAUCCAGGGACUUUGCCAAGCUAUAUGAACUAGAUAAUGACGCACAACGGAAGGAGUUCCUUGAUGAACUCUUCGUCUUUAUGCAGAAACGAGGAACUCCUGUGAACCGCAUCCCCAUCAUGGCAAAGCAGGUGCUUGACCUGUACAGGCUUUAUAAGCUUGUGACAGAGAAGGGAGGCCUGGUGGAGGUUAUUAACAAGAAGAUCUGGAGGGAGAUUACCAAAGGUCUCAACCUCCCCACAUCCAUCACCAGCGCAGCCUUCACUCUCCGCACCCAAUAUAUGAAGUACCUUUACCCGUUUGAGUGUGAGAAGAAGGGUCUGAGUUCUCCAGGAGAGCUGCAAGCUGCCAUUGACAGUAAUCGCAGAGAAGGUCGACGUCCCAGCUACACCAACAGCUUGUACCGCUACUCCUCCUCCCCGAGCUCCGCUUCACAUGGCCUGCUCUCUUCACCCACCAUGCAACCAACCCCGACCGGAUACAACGGCCUGAAUACAUCCGCUAGCCCAAAUCUGAAGAGAAAUGCAGAUGAGAUGUCAACCCCUGUAUUACCCAGCCGGCUGCCCAUGGCUCUGGCUCUGGGGCAGCAGCAGCAGCUGGCACAAGCAGUCACGUUGGAGCAUUUCAGAGAUAGACUGGAGCGAGGAGCCGGAGGAGCCGGAGGAGCCGGAGGAGCUGCAGCCGAUGGUCCAGAGAAGAAAAUGAUGCGGAUGGCUGAGGAGCAGCAACGCUUCAUGCAGCAGGCCCUCCAACAAAAUCUCCUGGCCUUUGCGUCUCACUUCAACCCCAUGAACCUCAAACUUAACAAUGGACAUGAGAGCAAACAGGAUUUGUCUCUGAGUAUCUCCACGAAUGGAGCAGCCAGUAUCGGUGUAUCUGUGGAGGUCAACGGCACUGUUUACUCAGGAAAGCUGUUUGCCCAGAAGUCAGCUGCUGCUGUGGCGUCACAGAACGUAACUCUGGCAGGAACCAAUGGUUUCAGUGCCAUGUCCUCUUCACACAGUCCCUCCUCUUCAUCCUCCUCCUCCUCCUCCUCCUCCUCCUCCUCCAAGGGACCACAUUAAGCCUCACUGGUCUUUAAAUCUGUCCUCAAUAAUUAAUAAUACAUUUGCAAUAUGCAUACUUGUCAGGCAGGGACUAUGUAAACUAUACUUCUGUUUGCUUGUGCACCUCUACUUGUACAAGUUGACCUCCUGUUUGUUCACUCAAGCAGUGCAGUCUUUUUUGUGAAUCUCAGUCGUACCACAUGAGGACAUUUAGCGUUUUGUUUUUCCAUUUGGACAACGUAAUGUGCUUUAAAUGAGUCUCGUCAAGGGGACGUUGAUAUUUUACCUGAAAGGCUUACACAUUUACCAUAAUAUAGAUUCAGAUCAUACUUACCUUUGUGCCUUUUAGAAGCUUUUCUGUUUUAAAAUGUAGCGGCAUUCAUGUCUAAAGGGCUUUACAAGGUUUGUUCAGAAGUGUCUAUUCAGACUUGUUGGGUGUCAACUGCAUUUAUAGCAAAUUAUCAAACUGUUUUUUUAGCUGCCUUUUUUCACAGUAGAGCAGUUUGGUUGCCAAAAGUGCAGCUAACGAAGACCAAAAAGCCUUAGCUCCAUGUCAUAGCUUCUGUCUAUAACUAUGUCUCUGAAGCUAUUUUAUAUCCCUCUUAGUAAACAUUUGAGUGAAAGCUCAUACUUUAUACUUUCCAUAGCAACUUUCAGGGAUUAUGUACGCCAUCGGUUUCCUUUUAGAAUUAGAUAAAUUUGCUCCAGGUUGGUUGGAUUUAUGUUUUGUAUUCUGUUUCAUUUAACUCUUAUUUAAUCAUUUGGCUUGGCCUCAAACUUACAUAAUCUUUAUUUCAAGUCAGCUAUGACUUGAAAAAGGCAAAAAAUUGGAGACAAGAUUUUUUGCUAGGAAUUGUAUGUCGGAUGGAAGUGAUUCAACGUUUACCUCAAUUGACUUCCCAUGUUGGUAAGUUUCUCCAGAAUUUAUUCUGGAUUCAGGAAUGUCCUCUGGACUCAUCAUUGUUUAACUGUAUCUCAUUAUAUAUUGCAGUGUUGUAUUUGCAUAAACAGAGAAUGUAUCACUAAUGACCUCAAGCUUUUGACAAGUGAACACUGAAACAGUUCUACCUCACUCUUCUGGAGAAAUAUGCAAUACUUAAUGCAGCAUGUGUUGGUUAAGCCAUCUGCUCAAAUAUACUGUAUGUGGACAAUCAAGUAGACAUAUCAAUCAUGCAAACAAAUGUCACUGAACUUGGACAUGUGGUCAUGAAGAAUAAAACAAUAUUGUGUGCUGUAGAGAGACAGUUUUUUUACCUUUGUGAACCCCUCAAGGCUUUUGCCUUCAUGAAGAUAAGUAAGAUCAUAAUGUGCCAAAACAAGUUAGCUGUAUUUUCAUGUGGCAUGCAAACAAUCAUGUUCAUAUUAGUUUUUUUUAUUGUCUUUGUAUAGUUAUGUUUAGCUUUGAACAAAUCCCUAAUAAUAAGCAAGUAAACAUUUUAUACAAUGUGUGAAUAAC
Cyclopterus lumpus (lumpfish) is the source of this 5201-nucleotide messenger RNA. RefSeq names its product AT-rich interactive domain-containing protein 3A-like. Gene Ontology annotation, molecular function: DNA binding. NCBI's taxonomy places the organism in Eukaryota, Metazoa, Chordata, Actinopteri, Perciformes, Cyclopteridae. Bases 1994 to 3763 code for a protein of 589 amino acids. The record is from RefSeq and is a predicted model, not a curated record. Gene Ontology annotation, cellular component: nucleus. The transcript has 9 exons. Gene Ontology annotation, biological process: regulation of transcription by RNA polymerase II.